Messenger RNA from Gongylonema pulchrum, 240 nucleotides. The record is from the annotation of a GenBank genome assembly. Lineage: Eukaryota; Metazoa; Nematoda; Chromadorea; Rhabditida; Gongylonematidae.
AUGCAUAUAUACAUACAUAAAUAUAUACAUACAUACAUACAUACAUACAUAAAUACAUACAUACGUACAUACAUACAUACAUACAUACAUACAUACAUACACACAUACAUAUACAUACAUUUAUACAUACAUAAAUACAUACAUACAUACACAAAUAGCUACAUGCAAACAUAUAUGGAAAUACACAAUUGCGUACAAACAGACUCACACACAUACAUAAAUAAAUAUAUAAAUGCCUAA